AGUGUGGAGACGCCCCGGGGAUUGAGCAAUCGCAGUUUGAAAAGAAAAAAAGCCAAACAAAUUAACAAAACCCACCCACCCUAACAAACGAGGCUGCUGGAGAGAAUGAAGAAAGAAUGGUUCAUGGUCGGAAUAGUACUGGCGAUCGCCGCAGCUAAGCUGGAGCCAUCCAUAGGGGUGAAUGGGGGACCACUGAAGCCAGAAAUAACUGUAUCCUGCAUUGCUGUUGCAACAAUAUUCUUUAACAGUGGACUAUCAUUAAAAACGGAGGAGCUGACCAGUGCUUUGGUGCAUAUCAAACUGCAUCUGUUUAUUCAGAUCUUUACACUUGCAUUCUUCCCAGCAGCAAUAUGGCUUUUUCUUCAGCUUUUAUCAAUCACACCCAUCAAUGAAUGGCUUUUAAAAGGUUUACAGACAGUAGGUUGCAUGCCUCCUCCUGUGUCUUUGGCAGUGAUUUUAACCAAGGCAGUUGGUGGAAAUGAGGCAGCUGCAAUAUUUAAUUCAGCCUUUGGAAGUUUUUUGGUAAGUAGAUGUGGUUUAAUUUGUCUAUUAUAA
Messenger RNA from Nycticebus coucang (slow loris), 555 nucleotides. Its product is annotated as sodium/bile acid cotransporter 7-like. The record is from RefSeq and is a predicted model, not a curated record. Bases 106 to 555 code for a protein of 149 amino acids. Lineage: Eukaryota; Metazoa; Chordata; Mammalia; Primates; Lorisidae. The transcript is spliced from 5 exons. Gene Ontology annotation, cellular component: plasma membrane.